GCUUCGUGCCCGACGAGUGCCCGCGCACCGUGCGCAGCGGCGACUUCGUGCGCUACCACUACGUGGGGACUUUCCCCGACGGCCAGAAGUUCGACUCCAGCUAUGAUAGAGACUCCACUUUCAACGUUUUUGUGGGGAAAGGACAGCUGAUUGAAGGGAUGGACCAGGCUCUGGUUGACAUGUGUGUAAACGAGAGGCGUUUUGUGAAGAUUCCCCCAAAGCUUGCCUACGGAAAUGAAGGAGUUGCUGGUGUGAUCCCCCCAAAUUCAGUGCUUCAUUUUGAUGUACUUCUGAUGGAUAUUUGGAAUUCUGAAGACCAGGUACAGAUUCACACUUAUUUCAAGCCCCCCAGUUGCCCUCGGACUAUCCAGGUGUCUGAUUUUGUGAGGUACCACUACAAUGGAACAUUCCUGGAUGGAACGCUGUUUGAUUCGAGUCACAAUCGCAUGAAGACAUAUGACACGUAUGUGGGAAUUGGCUGGCUGAUUCCUGGGAUGGACAAAGGGCUGCUGGGGAUGUGUGUCGGGGAGAAGCGCAUCAUUACCAUCCCUCCGUUUCUGGCCUAUGGGGAAGAUGGAGAUGGGAAAGACAUUCCUGGACAGGCAUCUCUGGUAUUUGAUGUUGCAUUAUUGGACCUCCAUAACCCCAAGGACAGUAUUUCCAUUGAGAACAAGGUGGUGCCUGAAAACUGUGAGCGGAUAAGUCAAAGUGGGGACUUUCUCAGGUAUCACUACAAUGGCACGCUUCUGGAUGGCACCUUCUUCGAUUCCAGUUACUCCCGGAACCGUACCUUUGACACAUACAUUGGGCAGGGCUAUGUGAUUCCUGGGAUGGACGAAGGUUUACUUGGUGUUUGCAUUGGAGAGAAGCGAAGGAUUGUAGUCCCUCCUCAUCUGGGGUAUGGAGAGGAAGGAAGAGGGAAUAUCCCCGGCUCAGCCGUACUGGUAUUUGACAUCCACGUGAUCGACUUCCACAACCCCUCAGACUCCAUCAGCAUCACCUCCCACUACAAGCCCCCCGACUGCUCAGUGCUGAGUAAGAAGGGAGAUUAUCUCAAGUAUCACUACAACGCCUCGCUUCUGGAUGGGACCCUCCUGGACUCCACGUGGAAUUUAGGCAAAACUUACAACAUUGUUUUGGGGUCUGGACAAGUCGUGCUGGGAAUGGACAUGGGUCUCAGAGAGAUGUGUGUUGGUGAGAAACGGACAGUGAUCAUUCCACCCCACCUGGGAUACGGGGAGGCUGGCGUGGAUGGAGAAGUGCCCGGCAGUGCUGUGCUGGUGUUCGACAUUGAGCUGCUGGAGCUGGUGGCUGGCCUGCCCGAGGGGUACAUGUUUAUAUGGAACGACGAGGUGUCACCCAACCUCUUUGAAGAAAUCGACAAGGAUGGCAAUGGAGAGGUCUUCCUUGAAGAGUUCUCCGAGUACAUCCACGCCCAAGUGGCAUCUGGCAAAGGGAAGCUCGCUCCUGGUUUUGAUGCUGAAAUGAUCGUGAAGAAUAUGUUCACCAACCAGGACCGGAAUGGAGACGGGAAGGUCACGGCCGAAGAAUUUAAGCUCAAAGACCAGGAAGCCAAACAUGAUGAACUCUAAACUAGGCACAAGCCAGCUGGUGCCAGGGAGUGUGUGCCACCAAGCUGCCUGUCGGGGCAGAACGUGCAGUGAGGGUGCAAGGGUUUCUCAGAAGGUGCAUCAUUAGUGAGUAGCGGAUGGGUCACAUACUACCUGGUGUAUACAGCAGGGUGGGUUGAUACACAUGGUGAAUUUAGGCAAAUUGCCAGUGGUAGUAGACAAAAUCUGUGCAGAGUGCCUUAGCGUGGGACGUGUCCAGUACUGAAAAGGCUGCACUGCCAGCCAUUAUUUGUGAGCCUUUUGGAACAUUUUAUUAUUAAUGGAAUGUAGUAUCACACAGAAAUGAUAAUCAUCUUGGAGGGAACAGAAGAAAAAGUGUCCAGGGUGUCUACAUAAAGAGGGUUAAUUUUGUUUUAAACUUGAUGGUGUUUUAAAAAAGAUCUCAAGCUGGGCAGGAGAAGCAAAGGGCACGCCCCCCCAAGAUUCCCAAAAGGCAGCCCGUGGCUUUUCUCAGCGGCCUAUACAAGCUCUGGUGAUGGCCCCUGCCUCUCCCAGCACACACACGCAUGCACACACAUUGUGCUUUUUGAGUUCCUCACACCCUGUCCCGCUGUGCUCCUCCCCUGGGCAGUGUGUAACCCAGAGGUUAAGAGAGCCUCCCGGACAGAAAAAACAGGGAACUACAUGAAAGACCUUUGGACCAUGGACGGAGAUUCUGCCAUACAAGGUCGUCUGUUUAGCUCUUUCUUAUUCCUAGUUCAGUAUCUUGUAGAGUACUCUCUUUUUUUUUCACCCUGAGCCAUGUGAUAGAUGGGACAGGUAACUAAGCAGUCACCUCGCUGGUCAGUCAGCAGAGUAUUUCCCUUGGCCGAGACAGAAGUGUUCUUCCAAUCGAUGAGCUGCUGAGCAUAAACAAAGUGAUGUUUUUCUGCCGCUUAUCUGUGUCCCGGAGAGAGUGGUGCCCUGAGCGCUGGGCCCAGCUGCAGGAUGGCAACGACCUGCCCUCCUGUUCAUGCAUCAUGCAUUGAGCACGUGGCUACCUUUUGUCCUCUGUUCCCAAGUGGUGUUGGCGUUUACCCUCAAGUCAUUGAUGAUUUCCCUUUGGAAACUGCUUUCUUUUACUAAUUUAAACUAUUUUGUAUGGAGGUAGCCCUGAGAUAGUUCAUGAAAAUGCUGUGCACUCAUUCAAUGGAAUAAAUGUUGGAAAGCUGAUCUUUUCUGAUAUAAAAUGUUGAAUUAUAUUA
Carlito syrichta (Philippine tarsier) is the source of this 2815-nucleotide messenger RNA. RefSeq names its product FK506 binding protein 9 (gene FKBP9). The record is from RefSeq and is a predicted model, not a curated record. Bases 159 to 1592 code for a protein of 477 amino acids. Gene Ontology annotation, molecular function: calcium ion binding; peptidyl-prolyl cis-trans isomerase activity. The transcript is spliced from 10 exons. Lineage: Eukaryota; Metazoa; Chordata; Mammalia; Primates; Tarsiidae.